Molecule: messenger RNA, 1539 nt
Organism: Xiphias gladius (swordfish)
Lineage: Eukaryota; Metazoa; Chordata; Actinopteri; Istiophoriformes; Xiphiidae
Product: dynein light chain Tctex-type 3-like
Exons: 5
Coding region: 200-541 (113 amino acids)
Biological process (GO): microtubule-based movement
Cellular component (GO): kinetochore; cytoplasmic dynein complex; cytoplasm
Molecular function (GO): dynein intermediate chain binding
Source: RefSeq, a predicted model, not a curated record
AAUGCCGAUCCUGGUCUGGGUUUGUGGUUUGUGAAUUCAGCCACGGGGGGGCGACAUCAUCACGCCGGGGAUCUGCUUCGGCAGGCGAGGGACUGUCCUCGCUGCGCUCGUUGUCUCUGAACGACAGGAACGACACGGCAACAGUAACUCAGCAACGGACGGACAAAGAGGAGAGACGGCAGCAUCCGUGGCAGUGGCGAUGGAGGAGUAUAACUCUGGAGAAGAGGUUCUCUUCAAUGCUGAUGAGGCCAGUGUCUCAGUUAAAGAGUGUAUUGAAGGUGUCAUUGGUGGAACAGACUAUAAUCAGAGUAAAGUCAACCAGUGGACGGCAGGCAUAGUGGAGCAUUCUCUGACUCACCUGGUGAAACAGGGACGGCCGUUCAAAUACAUAGUAAACUGUACCAUCAUGCAGAAGAGCGGUGCUGGUCUCCACACGGCCAACUCCUGCUACUGGGACACUGCCACUGACGGAAGCUGCACUGUCCGGUGGGAGAACCGCACCAUGUACUGUGUGGUCAGUGUGUUCGCUGUGGCACUGUGAUGGCGGCGCAGAGCUUGUCGCUGCUCUUUCUUCUAACACCGUCAUGUCUGAAGCUGCUCUUUAAAUUGCAACGUGACCAAAAAGCCAUGAAGAUCCUCUGGUGGAAGCUGACGUACAAGUAGCUUAUCUCUCCCCACAGGCAGGAAAAACAUAAGUUCAGCAUAAGAGCUGUGAGUCUACAUCCUGCGUUCAUGGUCGCGUUUGACUGUGAAAAAAUGUUGCUUUGUAGGGACCAAAUUCAUGGUCAGAUUGCAAGGCUGGUUGAGUACUUUGGUUUAGAAAAAAAAAAGUAUUAUUCUUAUUUUGAGUCUUGAAAAGUGACUAAAUAACUAAAUAUUGUGAUCCAUUAGUUCUUUUCAUAAAUUGUCCUAAUUGACCCUAUAAUCAUUUCCUUGAUGUAGAACUUGAUUUAUUUUUAUCAUUUGUCUCCUUCAUUACAUUCCCGAGUGAACAGGACUGAACUGUUGCUGUAGCGGAAAGUUGCCUAUUUAUUAAGACAAGUAGCUGUGCUUUAGUAGAUACCGGACUACUGACUGUAUGUGAAGUGGUUCUACUCAUGUAUGUAAUAUUCUUAAUAUUUAUAGUGGUCUGUAUCUGUGCAGAUAAGAGUGUGUAUUUCCAGGAUGGAGUCAUUUAACGGUCAGUCCCAAUAAACGAAGGCACUUUUUCUACAUUUCCUGCAGAAAUCCUGGAAUUGUACUGUUGAACUGUAUGUUGAGUUCACUGAAGCUGUUUGAUGAAUCAGUAUUUCUGAACAUAGACUGUAGAGUCAUUAAAUGUAUACAUUUCCUUCCUGACUGACGGAUUACAUACGAUAUUUUCCUGGCUGACUGAACAGAAGAGGAGAUAAAAUGUUUUUACUAAUUUGCAGUUUGGGCUUUCAUCCUCUAGAGGUUAGCACAGGAUCAUACAGAGUGAGUGCUUUUCAACUGAAAAGAAAACAAUGCACACAAUUUUCACAUAUAAAUAUAAAUUUAUUUUAAUUUUUUAAGUAGGAU